UCAUAAUUCACUGGUAUUUGCAACAUUAGAGAAAGAUGGCUGGCUACUAUUCAUUUAAAGCUAUUGUGUUUCUUACCGCAGUGUGCUACUCAACAGCAAGUGAACAUGCUAUAGAGCGGGAAUGUUCAAAAUUCAAAUAUGACAAACAAAUGUUGGAGACAAUGGUCAGAAUGGAAGCUAAAAUGAAUCAGUCGGAUAAAAAAAGGAACAUUUUGAAAAGAACAUGUUGUCUGUGAUGGAACAUCGGAAGGUUGAAAUGAAACAAGAGUUUUCAAAACAAAAUCAACAGAUUGGCCAAAUACUUGAUGACUACAAGAAGAUCCGCGAAGAGCUCAAUGAAAAAACAGCUCAGCUGGAAAAGCUUGCUGGUAAUUUUACUUCAACACCGAAGAUAGCGUUUAAUGCAUAUACAAGGUCCGGUAAAAACUAUGGCAACAGCCAAACUAUCGUCUUCCCUGAUGUUUUACUUAACGAAGGUGGUGGAUAUGACAAAAUAACCGGAAUGUUUACAGCACCCGUGGCUGGUCUGUACUAUUUCAGCGUUCACAUUUGUCAAGCAAAAGCAAAAUAUGUUGUCGCAGCUAUUGUUCACGGACAUACUACAAUCGCAGUAACAAGUGAAUAUGAAAGCAUUGGAGCAAGUUGUAGCUCGGUCAUGGCGCCGGUAAAAAUGACUCUUGGUGAACGCGUGUACGUAAAAUGUACACAUCCUAGCGUAAUGCUAGCUGAUGCACAAUAUAGAUGGCCGUCCUUUACAGGUGUUCUUUUCAGUAUCUAAAAAUUGCUGGACAUUUGACGAUGAUAUUU
Molecule: messenger RNA, 807 nt
Organism: Ruditapes philippinarum (Manila clam)
Lineage: Eukaryota; Metazoa; Mollusca; Bivalvia; Venerida; Veneridae
Product: cerebellin-3-like
Exons: 2
Coding region: 224-778 (184 amino acids)
Molecular function (GO): protein binding
Source: RefSeq, a predicted model, not a curated record